UGUGGAUUCUCCGGCUCCUGUCAAAGGAUUGCACGUGCCCACCCUGAACAUUCUGGCAGCUGGUAUGUCCAAGCAAGAUCAGGACACGGCGCUGCGCUAUAUGUUGGCGCACCUCGACAAUGCUUUGCGAGCUGACGAAGGCGUGCCUCUCUCCAGGCUGCAAGGCAUCCUUUCACAACUCCUGCCACUAGUCUGUGGCCCAUUUAGUGCUACAACUAGAAGCAUAUGGUUGGUCGCAAGACGCUUUGCCAGCACAAUGGUCAACUGGUGCCAACCACCUUUCGUGAAACCAGAUCCACGGACAGUGGCACCGGCGACGAAAAUUGGUUCCAGCUUGGAUGAUCUGCGAAACUACAAGAUACCCAAGAUAAGGCGACAGCAACCGCCAGUGGAGGAACACGACCGUCACAUUUCCAGAGCAUCACCUGUUUCUCAAAGGAGUAAGAAACGUGAAGAACAAGAAGAGCAUCGAAAGGGGCUCAUUAGGUCCCAGAGCAGGAGCCCACUUGGUGGCAGGUCGUCUAGCAGGUGUGUGGUGAAUAGAACAAUUGAAGAUAUGAACAAGGCCUGCCCAAGGGUGCCCAGCGGCUACAUUUCGUGCGGUGAUGGCUGCCCUCUUCAAAAUGAAGCAGGCAACGAGUUUCCCAGGAGUCCCACCAUGCGCCCUUUGGAAGACGACUGGGGUAUUAGUGGGAAGGUAGCCAAGUUGGCCACACUCGGUCGUAUGCCAUUAAGCAGCCACGUCAGGCAGAAGCAACAGACUGAAAAAGUGUGCGUUAUGUGUAAACGCAGAGACAUUUCUGAUGCUGGGGGCCAAGACACCUGGAUCAGGUGCUCCCUUUGCAAGCAGAUCACCAAAGAACGGGCUGCAGUAAAAGAGAAGGGGGGCAAGGAACGGCUGGCUGCUCCCGAACCAGACACGCCCGCCAAACUGCACAAGCACCGAGCCUCGUCGGAUGUCGAGAACAGGGAGCGGGAUGCCAAGACACCCACCUGCCCACUUUCAUCCAGGUCGGAUAACAGAGUUAAAGUGGACACUGUGUCACCCCAAGGGAAGAAGCACCGGAUUGUUUCAAAAAAGCAAGCACGUAAAGCCUACCUCACGAAGCCAGUCAUCUCGUUAAGCGAUGAAUCCUGCAGUGAGGAUGAUGGUUGUUCUGCUACGGCUACUGCUGUUUCUGUGUCUCAACAAGUUGAGGUGACUGCAUCGCCAUAUGUGCAGCCCUGGCAAGACGAAAACACGACUUCAAACGAUAGUCACCGAAACGUUAUAAAACACCUGCCUCUAAAGGAUGACAGUCAGAGUUCAGAGAAAUGUUUUAAAGCAAGUCGCACUGGUUCGAAAGUUAGCAGAGCCAAACCUGCAUUACAAAAAAGGACGAUUAAGGGCAGUAACAAGGAAAAUCUGAGAUGUGAAGUGAUGAAACAAGCAUGGAAAAUGGCAAGCGACAUAGAUGACUUUUUGAGAGCGCUGAGUGAAAUGCUGAAGGGCACAGAUCCAAUGAAAGCUGUCGCCAAGAAAGAGAAGAAGAGUGAAGCCUAUGGAAAUUGUGAAAGUGUAAAAGAUGAUCAUGCAGAUACAAAAACUGCAUCCUUAGAGCAAACUGAUGUUUCGAGGGAUGCUUGCGGAUUUACCUCAGACUUUAAUCUCAUCAGGUAGCCCAGCAUUAGUUGCAGCAUCAAUCUUUAGUCUCACCCUGGCCGACUGGGAGGGUCUAAAGAAUGAAUGGAUCGACGAUGCCGAGUCCAUGAGUGUCGGUGGCAUGACUGGCAAGAUUGCGCCUACUAGCACCUUGGUGUCAAGUGACAGUGGUCCACUUGGUGGUAACAAUGGCGAUUUGGCAACAGGCCCUGCAAAAUGUGCUGCAGAGGCAUGUUCGCCUCCUAUCUUGAUCUCUGAUUUUUAAGAUGACGAAUUAAAAGAGGAUUGCAA
This is a messenger RNA of Dermacentor silvarum, 1933 nucleotides long. RefSeq lists its product as uncharacterized. The transcript is spliced from 4 exons. The record is from RefSeq and is a predicted model, not a curated record. NCBI's taxonomy places the organism in Eukaryota, Metazoa, Arthropoda, Arachnida, Ixodida, Ixodidae. The coding region runs from base 65 to 1660 and encodes 531 amino acids.